AUGACGGCCAAUUCGGAAACGACUGGUUCCGAACUCGUGCCGGCUUUACCGGCCAAACACAAUGCGAUAUUACGCUGGAAGCGAGUGACGAAUCCAAGCGGUCCACAACCAAGACCUCGCCAUGGUCACCGUUCGGUGAACAUCAAAGAAUUGAUGGUAGUUUUUGGCGGAGGCAAUGAAGGAAUCGUGGACGAACUGCAUGUCUACAAUACGGCUACGAAUCAAUGGUAUGUUCCGGCGACAAAAGGAGACGUCCCACCGGGAUGUGCCGCUUACGGUUUUGUCGUGGAUGGGACGCGCAUACUAGUGUUCGGCGGUAUGGUUGAGUACGGCAAGUACUCCAAUGAGCUGUAUGAGCUGCAAGCCACCAAGUGGGAGUGGAAGAAACUGCGACCGAAGCCACCAGAAUCGGGUCCUCCGCCGUGUCGUCGGUUGGGCCACAGCUUUACGCUUGUCGGAGAUAAAAUCUAUCUUUUUGGUGGACUGGCUAACGAAAGCGAUGACCCGAAAAACAAUAUUCCCAAAUAUCUGAACGAUCUGUACAUUUUGGAGAUAAAAAACAAUCAACUGCAGUGGGAAAUACCGACGACAUUCGGUGAGAGCCCACCGCCCCGUGAGUCGCACACGGCCGUGUCAUGGUACGAUAAGAAACAGAAAAAGUUUUGGCUUGUCAUUUACGGCGGUAUGUCCGGGUGUAGACUGGGUGAUCUGUGGCUGCUGGACACAGACACAAUGUCCUGGACACGGCCUCGUACUAGUGGCCCGUUGCCUUUGCCACGUUCGCUGCACAGCUCGACGCUGAUCGGCAACAGGAUGUACGUGUUUGGCGGCUGGGUCCCACUAGUGUUGGACGACGUAAAGGUGGAAAAGCACGAAAAGGAAUGGAAGUGUACGAAUACACUAGCGUGUUUGAAUCUCGAAACUAUGACCUGGGAGGAGCUGGAUCUGGACACGGACGAAGAGAACAUGCCACGUGCCCGGGCAGGCCACUGUGCCGUCGGUAUUCACACCCGUCUCUAUAUAUGGUCGGGUCGCGACGGUUACAGGAAGGCCUGGAACAACCAGGUCAGGGUGUGUUGCAAAGACCUGUGGUACCUGGAGGUGGAGCGCCCUGGAGCGGCAUCCCGCGUGCAGCUCGUGCGCGCUUCAACACAUUCGCUGGAAUUGUGCUGGCAGGCGGUACCAUCCGCUUCCUACUACAUACUGGAGGUGCAGAAGAUACCUCAGGCUCCGCCGCCGUCACCAGCACCGGCAGGACUGAAUACAGCGCCAGCUGUUGUUGCAUCGCCCUCUGGUGCAACCAUCGGCUCACCGGCAUCCAGCACGGGUUCCAUGUCUCCUGCGCACAUGAUUAGUGGCAGCAUCGGUACAACAUCCGGAGAGCCUAUGGUUCAGCAGCCGAUUAUUAAACAAUUACCCGGCAGGAUAUCGGGCACACCGUCAGCGAUCACCGUAUCGGCGGCUAGCAUUCAGUCGCCAACGUUGCAAAAUCCGGCCGUUGCCCAAACCGCCCUGGUACCAAGCCCGAUCCACAGCGCAGGUGGAUUACAGUCACCGAACAACAGCAACAUCGGCAUCGUUUCAUCGCCUGCCCUGACGGUAGCAUCACCGGUACAGCGAAUCGUCACGAAGGUGCAACCUGCCAAACCGAUUCAGACGACCCAAAAAGUGCUCACCACCGGUUCGCAAAUAUUGCAACAGCAACCGACCCAAAUCGUGUCCGCAUCCCCGCAGCAAGGCCAAUCAGCAGCCCAGACCAUCCAAACGGCCAUAUUGCAAACUACACAGGCGCAGCUACAGCAUCAGCCACAGACAAUUCGAGUGGUCGCUACUGGCGGUACAGCCAUUUCUAAUGCACAGCAGCUUACCACCGGUACCGGCACUCCUAUUCGGGUGCUAUCUUCUACAGGGCAACAGUUACGCAUUGGUACCGCAAGCACCGGUACAAUGCAGCAAGCUGGACAAACGGCCGUACUGCGUACCGCUGGUCCGGGAAUCGUUUCCGGCGCACAGUUGCAAACGGUACAACAGCGUCUUGUUAGUGCCGGUACGGGUAGCACUUCGACCACCGCAACGAUCGGUGGGAAGCAGAUCAUUCUGCAAAAACCGGUCACCAUAGUAAGCGGUACGCCUGGUGCUGGAACUACUGGAGCUACAUCCAUUAACAGCGCUACUACCAAUCAGGGUCAAAUAUUAACACUGGUAAAAACGAGCCAAGGAAUGACGAUGCAAACCGUGCCGAAAAUGAGCGUGGUUCAGAAGACGGCUGGCACGGGAACACUGCAUCAACCGCAGCCACAAAUUAUUACUUCAAACCUACUGACAGGUACCGGUGGAACGGUCGUACAGCAGGCAACGGUUGCCGGUACUGCCGCUGGCCAGAAAACGACCGUCAUCGGCGGAAACGUGGUGAAGCUGAUGUCGACCGGGUCCGGCACGAUCGGUGGCAAACAGAUACUGAUGAAAAACUCCAACAUCGUGCAGGUGGGCAAGAUGGGCACGAAUUCGACCGGUAAACCAACGCUCGUGCUCACGAACAAAGCAGGCCAAGCGAUACGGGGCAAUCAGCAGGUGAUUGUGGUUACGACACCACAGGGUAUUCGCACCGUUAGCGGCACCGUUACGUCCUCCGCUAACAACUUCGUGACGCUGUCCUCUUCGCAGGUGCUUAACACCAUCACAUCAACGCGCACCACCAACAUCGGUGGUGCGACCGUACUGCAGGCCACCUCCGUACCGGCCGUCAGUGGAACGGGCUCCACGCUGAAUGCGGUCGGUGCUGGGGGAGGAAAUAUAGUGACCGCAUCGGUUGCUUCCGGCGGUACUACAACCACUCUGGGCGGUCAAGCGAUCAAGUUACGCACGGUGCAGGGCGGCAAACCGAUCACCUUCACCAUGCCGGUCGGAGGUCUGCAGGCCGGUGGACAAAAGAUUACUGGUACGCAAAUCAUCAACAUGCCUCAGAAGCUGGUCAGUGGCAAAUCGGUCACGGUACAACUGACACCGUCGGUCGGUGGUCAGAAAACGGUCACGAUCGUUCCGUCCGGAGCAAGCGGCGCGACGGCAACGUCCGGUACGGUGACAGGACAAGUUGGUGGACAGAAGAUAUUAAUGCUACCGUCGAAAACAACGACCCGCAUCGUUACCCAGCAGCAAUAUCAGCAAAUACAGCUGCAGCAGCAACAACAGCUCCAGGCCGCACAAUUGCAGCAGCAGCAGCAGCAACAGUUGCAGGCACAGCAACAACAGCAGCAACAGGAACAUCAGGUAUCGACCGAUGCAGCGUUUGCGGCUCUGGCAGCUGAGGCAGGCAUGAUGGAAACGGAUGCGGAAGGUAUGGAACAGAUGGACGGUUGCUUCGAUCUUGCAUCGUUCGUCGACGAGGAAGACGUAGUACCCUGUUUUGAGGUGGAAAGCGAAAAUCCAGUUCUCGAUGAAGAUAUGAAAGAAAUGGAACGCCCGACUGGUUUCCCAAUGUUCACUCUCGAGCAGCUGGAUGGUUGCGAUGAUACUUUGUCCAUCAUUACCGCUAGUGAAGAUGUAAUAUCCGGCCGGCACAAGUAUCCCAUACGUUACAUCAAACCGGGCCUUUACGGCGGUGCACUGCAGAUGGGACUGAUGAACAACAGUGGGUCCGGUGGGGAUGAUAGCGAUUCGCAAAUCGAAAACCAAGCCUCCGAUAACGCGGAAGAUCAGCAGCAACAACAGCAGGAAGCUGAUGAAAUCGACCAGAGCGGCGAACUAACGCACGACAAUGUGAUUCUCGAGGGCAUGGACGAUGCCGGUGGUAGAGACAGUCAGGAUGAAGGGCAUUUGGAAGACGAAUCUGGUGCAGGGGCGGUCGCCGGUGCGAUGAUGGUAUCGGCCGAUGAGGAAGAUGGCAACUUUGUCGGUGAAGAUAGUCAGGAUCACGACGAACUGUCGACUGAAAAUGAGGAGAACGUACAGGCUAGCGAAUCGAUGGACAAGGAUAACGCCAACACUUCAAUAGAUGAAGAUCUGGAAGAGGAAGAGAAUCAUGGGCUGGAUAGCCUGAUGGAAGAUGAUACCGCUGGACAGUCUCAACAGGAAAUGUCUUUCGGUAGCGAACAGGAAGAAAUGCAGACGAUGGAACAACAUACUGCUGGAUCGUCCGAACUCGCGGGUGGAGAAGGAAUGAGCACGGAGGAAUCGUCCUCUAGCGCUGCUGUUCCUGUCCAUGUACCGAAAACCACUGUUGUUAGUGCUCCGACAGCAUCAGAAACGGAAGCAGCCAACAUUCUCACCACGAUAAAGAGCGGCGAAAUUUUGUCUCUUCACAAUGCCGAACUGCUUGCAGGUGGCAGUACUGGUACGGGCAACGAAAAUGUUAUCCAACUUGAUACCGGCACAGCAACUUUACUGCAGUCAUGCAAUGAAAAUGGUCAAAUGAUAACGUUCAAAACCGAAGCCGUUGAGAGUAACGGUGGUGGUUCAACGCCGGCCGUUGCCGACGGGACCACGCUGACACUUAGUGACGGUACCACAUUCGUAACACGCCUUCAAACGUCCGGCGAACAGUCAACAAUCGAUGGUGGUAUGGUACCACAAACCCACUCCAGCCCGGGCAAUAUGAAUCUGGCCGGUGCUGUUGUCAAGACAGAAGACGCUUCCAACAAUACAUCGUCGACCACUGGACACCUGGACGCACUGGCAGAAGCGGCAGCUUCGGCAACGUCUGUGCUGCCGACCGAACUGAUGGGCGAUCUUCUGUCCUCUCCCACAUCGAACGUAUCACAGCCGGCACAACAGGGAACGUCGAUAAAAUUUUUGGACCCCACGUCGAAACAGUUCACCGUGGUCAUGCAAGCUGGAGGAGACGGCACAGGAUCGUCUGUGUCGACCGCGGGUGUGAACAAUGGUAGCAACAACACCACGCUGUCCGGGAAACAAGUGAUCGGAAAAGCGGUUGUUCGGUCCAACUCUACUGGGAAGACGAAGGAUGAAAAGGAAGAGAAGUCAGUGAAACCGAAGGAUGAGUCCGAGAUUUGGCACACGGUGGGCAUUUUUAAGACGGUCAACCAUACCGUUUCGAACUACAUCGAUGCAAACGAAUGGGACAGUUCGAUCGAUGGCGAAAUGCUGAGCGCGGACAGCAUACCCGAUCUGAGCGAGCUGAAGCGAAUAAACCUGGAGCCGGGCUGUGCCUACCGGUUCCGUGUCGCCGCCAUCAACAGCUGCGGUCGGGGCGAAUGGAGCGACGCAACACCGUUCAAGACGUGUCUGCCGGGCUUCCCGGGCGCUCCAUCCGCGAUAAAGAUUUCCAAGUCACCGGAAGGUGCACAUCUCUCCUGGGAACCGCCACCAUCCACUACCGGCGACAUUCUGGAGUAUUCCGUCUACCUGGCAAUUAAAUCGCAAAAUCCCGCCAAGGAUAAGGCAAGCUCGGCCGCUGCCCAGCUGGCGUUCGUGCGUGUGUACUGCGGGUCGAACAACCAGUGUACGGUUGCGAACCAGUCCCUGCAGACGGCACACGUGGACUUUACGUCGAAGCCAGCCAUCAUCUUCCGCAUAGCGGCGCGCAACGAUAAAGGAUAUGGACCAGCAACGCAGGUUAGGUGGCUACAGGACCCACAGCUAUCCAAAACGACCGCAAUGAGUGGUGCAACUGGUGGUGCAAAUCAGGCCGGAAUCGUUGGAAAACGAUUGGGUGACAAGUCGGCCACGAUCAUUGCUAAUAAGCGAGUCAAAAUUGGUACACCAGUGACGGGUACCAACUCGUCGAUGAUGGUUUCUCCCCAGCACCAUCAUUAAAAGACGCACGCACAGAUGGAGAUUUAUGGUACACACUUACAAAGAUCUCCCCUUUGUCCUCCCCAUACAACCUUUCCCUUUUUAACACGCGCGCACACACUCACACGCCGCCCAUGUACAUCGCCCAUUACAUUAGUGUAGCCAGGAGUUGUUUGCAAUUGUUUUAACAAUAAUUCGAACAACAUGAACAACAGAAGAAGCAAUGCAGUGCUUUUAAACAAAAUUUCGGGCAUGAAGUGUUAAAAGAAGGAUUAACGAUUGCAAAAGGAGAGAAACGGAUUAUUAACAACAAAACAUUUUAUGCGCGUGUGUGUGUGUAUGUGUUAAAAAGAGAGAUAGAGAAAGAGAGAGAGAGCAGUUGUGUUAUUAUCAUAGAGUAUAUGAUUUCUAUUGCUAACAUAUUAUCAUGUUUUAAAAAAGUCUUUUUGAUUUUACGGUUUAAUUUAAGUAAGAGUUAAGUAAGACAAUUGUGCAUAGUGUUUGCAAAACCGACUCCCCGACAGGCUCGAAAGUUUUAGUGUCAUUUUAUUACGGCGCUCCAAUUGGCUUACCCAAUUUUGCAUUGACAAAUGGUCUUAUGACCAGCAUGCUGCACACCAUCGCAACAUUGUGAUGGCAGAAUGAGAUUGUGAAACAUGAAUGCAUCGUUUGUUUAUGUUAUCCACGCGUAGAUAACACUACAUUGAUUGCAAAUAACAAAACAAAAAUCCCUGCAAUGGAGGAAUGCUUUUUUACGUGCAAAAAACGCAACACAGCUGUUAUCGUAGUCGGGAAGACAAAACAUUAGCAGUAGUAGUAAUAGUAGUAACAGUAGCUAACAAGUGGCGUAUUGUUUCUGCGCACACCUAGAGGGGUAUAAAGUGCGAGAAGAAAUAACUACACCGAGCAAAAAAAAAACUCGGUAUUAAUGUCGGACGCAAUGUGAUCGCAGAUCGUGUGUGCUAUCAGCAUUGCGCCAGGUACUGUGUCAUAGGUACAACAAUGAUUAUGACCACGGGAGGGAGCAGCAGAAAGACAAGGACGUUUAUAAACCUUAUUAUUACACGACUCGCUGCUUUUUAGCUUCCGGUUUAGUUGUAUUGUUCUGUUUUCACCUUUGUGUUUAGUGUUAAAUGUGUAACAGUGUAAUAAUAAUGCACCAGUAGCGAAGAAACAAAGCAACGGUCAAGAGAGGAGCGAGGGAUACAUUUUAUCUAACGCUAAACUCAAUGUUAGUGAAGCUAGCGGCACGCACCGAUGGAUAGCUAACGAAUGCGCGGUUCAUAGUAUUUGUAUCGAUACUAAACCAUGUCAGCGAUAAAACCAUAGACAAGUACCGAAAGGGGACACUAGCAAAAAUCAAACUAUAUAAAACAAUCGUUCAUCAAAAGAUCAAGGGCCACCCGCAAUUCGUAGCCAAUGUGUGUAAAAGAUGUGUGUGUGUGUUUGUACGUAUGGCAGAAUCAAUAUUCAUUUUUAAGGUUUGAACAUGAUGUUUUAAUAGGACGUGUAAGAAAACACAUACACCACCCCCCUGUGUGUGUGUGUGUACCAUAGCAAACCCCUUUUGAAAAAGGCGUAUAUAGGAUGGAGCAACGGCUUUCCAUUUCUAUUUUUCAACAUUAUGGUCAGGUUUCCUUUUCGACGUGUUGCGCUAUUAACCUGCGAGAGUUGCGCAACACGCAAAUGGGGAGGGGAUUUUCAUUGGAAAGAGCGUAGAUAUAUAUAUAUGUAAGAGAAUUUGUAACAAUACUAUAACGCUAUACAGAUAAUAUCACAUUAAACGCGAUGCAUAAAUUGUGCGAUGAUUUCUGUACAAUGAUUUACAUUGUUUAUUAUUUGCCUCUCCCUUACCCCACCCCCUUACGGGAACGACGAGGGGUUUUUGAUAAAAGGUGCAUGAGAUAAGGAAGGUUUAUAUAUUAAAACGCGUAUUAGAUGAGAUGCUGUAAAAUAGAGUUGCGAAAAUAAAACAUUACAUUAGUGCAAAUGUUUCCUCGUACCCGGUUAUGAUGAGUGCGAUGACACCCACAGAGAAUAAUGACCAUGUUCAGCAUAAGAAGUACACCAAGGAGAGAGAGACGUGUGCGUAAUGCGAAUAAUGGUCAAAUAGAUUGGUUUUAUUGUUGUCACCAUCCAUGUUUUGUUUUUGCCUGUCGUUGGUUCGAUAGCAGAGAGUAGUUUGUUAGGGAAGAGUACUGUGUGUAAAGGGAAUUAGGAAAAUUCGUAGAUGAACGCCCCUUACAGCCGUCCUUCCAACGGCGCCAUACGGCACGCUAUUGUGUGAACCACAGGAUAAAUGCGUCAACUCAAAGGAAAAGGAUAGGAGAGGAAAGGAUCAGUUCAUUAGCAUACGAGCAUACAUUAAUGGUGUGGUGUAUCUGUAAA
Messenger RNA from Anopheles moucheti, 8139 nucleotides. RefSeq names its product host cell factor (gene Hcf). The record is from RefSeq and is a predicted model, not a curated record. Gene Ontology annotation, biological process: chromatin remodeling; regulation of DNA-templated transcription. Gene Ontology annotation, cellular component: histone methyltransferase complex. The transcript has 9 exons. NCBI's taxonomy places the organism in Eukaryota, Metazoa, Arthropoda, Insecta, Diptera, Culicidae. Gene Ontology annotation, molecular function: transcription coactivator activity; protein binding. Bases 1 to 5772 code for a protein of 1923 amino acids.